This is a messenger RNA of Diversispora eburnea, 1896 nucleotides long. The record is from the annotation of a GenBank genome assembly. NCBI's taxonomy places the organism in Eukaryota, Fungi, Glomeromycota, Glomeromycetes, Diversisporales, Diversisporaceae.
AUGGAAUUCGAAAGAAUGACGCGUAACGAUUCCGAAGAUUGUCUUUCCAUACUGGUCGCGACAGACAACCAUUUAGGUUAUUUAGAAAAAGAUCCAAUACGCGGAAACGAUUCUCUAAAUACUUUUAAAGAAAUCUUAGAGAUCGCAAAGGAUCAAAAUGUGGAUAUGGUCUUAUUGGGAGGAGAUCUUUUUCAUGAUAAUAAACCUUCCCGUAAGACAUUAUUUGAAACAAUGAAAUUACUUCGUUCUUAUUGCUUUGGGGGUAAAGAAUGUAAUAUUGAACUCGAAGGAAAUCUUUGUGCUUUGGAUAUACUUUCAGUUUCGGGACUCGUGAAUUAUUUUGGUAAAGCAAAAGAAAUCGAUAAUAUUAUAAUCAAUCCAGUUCAAAUAAAAAAAGAUGGAAUCAAAUUGGCGUUAUAUGGAUUAGGAAAUAUGAGAGAUGAACGUUUACAUCGUAUGUUUGAUGAAAAAAACGUCAAAAUAAAUAAAAUUAGUUCGGCACCGAAUGAUUGGUUCAAUUUAAUGGUAUUACAUCAAAAUAGAGUUCCUCAUGGUCCAAAGAAUUAUAUACCUGAAACAUUCCUACCAAGUUUUAUGGAUUUAAUAAUUUGGGGUCAUGAACAUGAUUGUAGAAUUGAUUAUGAGUAUAAUUCGGAACAAGGAUUUUAUAUUUCACAACCAGGUUCUUCAAUUGCUACAAGUUUAAUUGAGGCAAAAUUAGAAAUAAGAGGACCUAAGCAAUUUUGUCUGGAGAGAAUUAGAUUACGAACUGUUAGACCAUUUGUAAUUGGAGAGAUUGCGUUAAAAGAUAUUCCUGAUAUUUCUCCUGAUGAUGCCCCAGCUAUUACAUCUGCUUUAAAUUCAAAGGUAGAAGAACUAAUAGAAGAAGCUAAAGAUAAUUGGCUUGAAAUAAAUGAUGAAGUCGAUGAAUCAAAAUUCCCUCUACCAUUGAUUAGACUAAGGGUAGAUUAUACAGGAGAAUUCGGAGUUUUUAAUAAUCGUCAAUUCGGGCAGAAUUUUGUAAAUCGUGUCGCCAAUAAUCAAGAAAUUUUGUUAUUUCAUCGAAAUAAGAAAAUUUCAUCGUCAGAAAUGGAUGUUCCUGAAAAUAUUUCACAAGCAGUUGUUAAUGAUUUAAUAUCUGAAUGUUUAGAAACACUCGAUAUAUUACCAGAAAAUGCUUUGGGUGAAUCUAUUACACAUUAUGUGGAUAAAGAUGAUCAGGAUGCCAUUGAGGAUUUCUAUGAUGAAGUAAUCGAUAAUGUAAGAAAACAACUUAAUAAAGAUCUUACUAUUGCAGACGAUAAAAUCGUUGCGGAACAGGCACAUAAGCAAAAAAUGUUGUUUUUCCAACGAUAUGCAGAGAUGAAUCCGGAUGAAAGAUACAAUGAAAGAACAAGAAAUGUUAGAGAACCUCGAUCACUCGAUGAUGAAUUUGCUACGGACGAUGACCAUCAUCGUAUUGUGACUACUAACAAAGGAUCCAGAGCACGGGGAACUAAAUCAACGAGAGGAAGAGGUACUCGAGGAAGAAAAAAGGCAACAACCACGCGUAAAAAAACUAUAAAUAUUACGGAUGAUGAUGAUUUUAGUUUUGAUUCUUUAAGAUCCACAAGUACCACAAAUUCUACGACUAGUGCAACUAAAAGAGCAGCUGCCUUACGAUCUACAGCUAAAGUUGCAAAUAUAUUGCAGAAGACAUGGAUAUCAUCCCGCAAAAACAGAGCGUUAGAAAAAGAAGGUAGUGAAAUUGAGGGACCCCCCUCCAAGAAAUCUCACACCACUCAGAAAAGCAAAGUAAAUAUUUCACGUCCUAUUGAAAGUCGAAUGAAAUUGGAAGACGAUUUCUUUGAAGAGACGUCUACCAGAUCAUCACAUAAUAUGAGGCGAAAUCGUUAA